AUGGCACCGGAUUUUUCACUUCUUCUCGCCAGCCCUUUACUUGCACACUGCCAGCCCGCGUGCAAGUGGACUUUGCUUCUGCUUCUCACCGGAUUUACUACCUCUGCCUUCGGUUCGUAUACUGUGCCAUCAUGUAAAAGUGGCAAAAAUUUUGGCAAAGGGGCUAUUCGACGACUCCAAAGGGGUGAACACCAGAAGCGAACGAUCGAACCACUCCCGCACUUAGCUAGCUACGGGAGCGCUUAUCCGGGUUUCCAAAUGCCUUCUCCUUCUACAAACGACUACCACGUUAACCGGGAGUUCCGUAUAGGCGCCGCUAGUAGCAAUCCUGCCGCAAUAGCGCCUGCGACCCCGCGGAUGAUGGGGAAACAGAGCAACAGCAGCGAGUCUAGCAGCGUGAAUGGCGGGCUCAUGCCCGCGGUAGACGUGGCGACAACUAUUUCCACACAUACCUCCGCUGCACAGGGAGCGGCACACUCACAGCCCGUGCCUCAUCCAACUCCGGCGGCGACUCCCGCCAAACAGUUUCACCGCAAGUCGCUUGGGGAUUGGGACUUUCUUGAGACAGUGGGAGCUGGCUCAAUGGGCAAGGUCAAACUCGCCAAGCAUCGCCUCACACACGAGGUCUGUGCAAUUAAAAUCGUUAACCGCGCAACUAAAGCGCUCAUUCACAAGGAGUCGCAACAGCCACCCCCUCGGACUCAGGAAGAAGUACUGGAAAGAGAACGCAAACUUGAGAAAGAAAUAUCGCGUGAUAAGCGCACAAUCCGUGAAUCGUCGCUUGGUCAAAUUCUCUAUCACCCCCACAUCUGUCGCCUCUUUGAGAUGUGCACCAUGAGCAAUCACUUCUACAUGCUUUUCGAGUACGUCUCAGGUGGGCAGCUGCUCGACUAUAUUAUUCAACAUGGGUCGCUGCGCGAGCGCAGUGCCCGUAAGUUCGCGCGUGGCAUUGCCAGUGCCCUCCAGUACUUACAUCUCAACAACAUAGUGCAUCGAGACCUCAAAAUCGAAAAUAUUAUGAUCUCCACCUCGGGUGAGAUCAAAAUUAUUGAUUUCGGCUUGUCCAACAUGUUUAAUCCGAAAAAGCAGCUCCAUACUUUCUGCGGGUCUCUAUAUUUCGCUGCCCCUGAACUUCUCAAAGCAUGCCCUUACACAGGCCCUGAGGUCGACGUAUGGUCUUUUGGCGUGGUUCUCUAUGUUUUAGUUUGCGGGAAAGUUCCUUUCGAUGAUGAAAAUUCCAGUGUUUUGCAUGAAAAGAUAAAACAAGGUAAAGUUGAAUAUCCACAACACCUUUCUAUAGAGGUGAUAUCGCUCCUAUCAAAAAUGCUUGUGGUUGACCCUUCAAAGAGAGCAACUUUGAAGCAGGUGGUCAACCAUCAGUGGAUGCAGCGUGGUUACGAUUUCCCAGCUCCAUCAUAUAUUCCUCACCGCGUGCCUCUAACGGCUGAUGCACUUGAUCCAACUGUGAUACAAGAGAUGUACCGACUCGAAUUUGUUGACAAUACCUCGGAGGCAGCUGCGUGGCUGACUAAAAUAGUCACAAGCACCGACUAUCAGUUACUUGCUAAACAGUUUUGGGCCAAUGUUUCCAAAGGCGGUGCUUACGAAGAUCCUACCCGCGCGUUUCAUCCCCUUAUUUCCAUUUACUAUUUGGUUGAAGAAACUUUGAAGCGUAAACUUGCAAAACAGCAAAAAAGAGCUGCUAUAUUGGCAGCAAACCAGACUCCUCAAGCUCUUGAUGUACCACUUCCCGCAAGUCAGCCUCCAGCGGCCAUGGCAGGCGUACUGGCCACACCUGUUAUUCCUGGAGCUCCUGCUGCGGUUAACUCACCAAUGAAGAAGAACAUCAUAAACGAAAGACCACCAACAAUGAGCCCUUCGGCCGCACUUUCUCCAGUAAAGCCUAAACCUACUAUAUUAAUCCCACCGAAAUUGGCGAUUCCAGAGCAAGCCCACACUUCUCCAACAACCCGAAAAUCCAAUGAACUAGCAUUACCACCUACAGCAGAUUUAGAUGUGGUUCUAUCCCCAACACCCCAAUCGCGUGAUUAUGAUCAAGCUACGGCUGCGCUUCAAGGAAGAUCAGGUUCUCCUGGCGCUCCAUCUGCUCCCUCAACAUCCGAGAAAUCUAAAUUCGGCACCAUUUUCAGGCGCUUUUCUCAGAAACGUCACAAUCAGCAGUCGCAACAGAUUCCACCACCAGAUGCAAACACCGGUGUAAAGAAAACUCACGCAAGGACAGUAUCCGAAUAUGUACCGCCCUCAAGAAUGACAAGUUACGGCAGUGCGCCUAUGCCUAAAGUCAUUCCUCCUGCUAAGCAACAAUCAGACUUGCCAGCUCUUCCAGCUGAUGCAGCUGAUAUGGUCAAAAAUCAACAGCAACAAGUUCAGCAAAACGUUGAAAGGCUUACCAUCGCCGACGAGGACAAGCCGCUUCCCACUCUCGCCGUUCCAAAAGGCAGGAAAAUGCAUCCUUCUGCAAGGGCUAAGUCUGUGGGCCAUGCUCGUCGUGAGUCACUCAAGUUUAUGAGGCCUCCAGCAACUGGUAAUAUGGAUCAACAAGUGCUCAAUGGCAACGACGAUGGAUUUUUGGAGAAUAGCGAUGACGGCAAGUCCGACGACGUGGCUAACACUGACACUAUUAUUACAACAGAUGACCGGGAGCUUUCAGACCAGGAAAUCAUCAACUUGGCGUCAAAAGCACCUGUCGGCUCUAUGCCAUCCAUUGAUUACCCUCGCUCUUUGUUUUUGAAGGGCUUUUUCUCCGUGCAAACUACCUCUUCUAAGCCUCUCCCUAUUGUUAGGUACAAGAUUAUUUCUGUGUUGAAAAAGAUGAACAUUGAGUUCAAAGAAGUCAAGGGCGGUUUCGUGUGCUAUCAUAAGCAGUCAUAUAUUCCUCCCACGACUCAACAACCUCAGCAGCCUGUCAUAGUGUUGAGCGACGCCUCAUCAAUGGGUAGUGGAAAUAGUGGUGCUAGUGCUCAUAAGAGAAAUCAAACUAUUCCACUGCAGCAGGGAAUGCAUUCACGCCACAAUUCCAUUCGGCGCAAUCCAUCCAUGGGUAAACAGCAGUGCCAACAGCCCGGCAUCACCGCUACGCCGUUGGCCGCCAAUACGCAUGAAAGAAAUCUUUCGGUUACUUCACCAAACCCCAGAAAUAGCAGCAUACCCGAAAUUUCGAGCGCGUCUUUGGAGUCUUGGGACCAAGAUGACAUUUUAACUACGUCGAAGGCUCACAACCUAAACAACGCGGACAACGCGUUUGACAAUUCCUCUGAGGCUAAGGAAAGACCGCCACUAAAGUUCGAGAUUCACAUCGUCAAGGUGCGCAUUGUGGGAUUGGCCGGUAUCCAUUUCAAGAAAGUUUCUGGAAACACUUGGAUGUACAAAGAACUGGCAUCUCAUAUACUAAAGGAAUUGAACUUAUAA
Molecule: messenger RNA, 3429 nt
Organism: Lachancea thermotolerans CBS 6340
Lineage: Eukaryota; Fungi; Ascomycota; Saccharomycetes; Saccharomycetales; Saccharomycetaceae
Gene: KIN1
Product: serine/threonine protein kinase KIN1
Exons: 1
Coding region: 1-3429 (1142 amino acids)
Biological process (GO): protein phosphorylation; intracellular signal transduction; microtubule cytoskeleton organization
Cellular component (GO): cytoplasm
Molecular function (GO): ATP binding; tau-protein kinase activity; protein serine/threonine kinase activity
Source: RefSeq, a predicted model, not a curated record